Molecule: messenger RNA, 552 nt
Organism: Cooperia oncophora
Lineage: Eukaryota; Metazoa; Nematoda; Chromadorea; Rhabditida; Trichostrongylidae
Source: the annotation of a GenBank genome assembly
UUGAUUGGUUAUAGGUACGAGGAGGAGCGAGUAAAGCUGUACCAACAACUCGACGAGAAGGACGACGAGAUUCAGCGAGUCAGUCAAGAGCAUGAGAAACUGAAGGCUCAGGUCUUGUUGCAAGACGAAUCGAUUCAAGCGAUGCGAGAGAAUGAGGAGACGUUGCGUGAAGAGCUUGUUCGCAUUCAGAAGGAAAGUGACGACAAACAGAAUGAAACCAAAGAGAUGAUUUCUGCUAUCGAAGAUAUCGCCGUCCAACUUGAGGUGCGAAACGCUGAAUAUGAGAAAUUGAAGAAGGAGCUUGAAAUCGUGAUGGAAGAGAACCAGCAACUAGAAGAUAGUUCAAGUCAAGCGACUAGUGCUCUGAAUGCGCAUUUGGAUGAGUGUGGUCCCAAGAUCAAGCACUUCAAGGAUGCCAUAUAUAACAUCAUCCGCGAAUAUAACAUCGCAGAUAUCGUCAACCAGAAUGAUGUCCUUCCUGACCAUGAACUUCUCAACCACAUGCGAAUCGGAGUCUCAAAGCUUUUCAGUGAGAACACAGCUGCGAAAGAG